Molecule: messenger RNA, 1728 nt
Organism: Hirundo rustica (Barn swallow)
Lineage: Eukaryota; Metazoa; Chordata; Aves; Passeriformes; Hirundinidae
Gene: C8B
Product: complement C8 beta chain
Exons: 12
Coding region: 1-1728 (575 amino acids)
Biological process (GO): immune response
Cellular component (GO): membrane attack complex
Molecular function (GO): protein binding
Source: RefSeq, a predicted model, not a curated record
AUGAGCGCUCCGCGCCCCGUCCAGCUGCUGCUGCUGCUCUGUGCUGUGCUGGGCACCCAGUCUGCUCACGGCUUGGGUGGCCAGGAGUCCCCGAGCCCCAGGGACAGGCGCUCCCGCUCCGUGACUGCACCGCCGCAACCCCGUGACUGUGUCCUCUCUGCCUGGUCCUCCUGGAGCAAGUGUGACCCCUGCCAGAAGAAGAGGUACAGAUUUGCCCGCCUGGAACAGCCCUCUCAGUUCAGUGGAGACCCCUGUGAUUACCCUGACAGAGAAGCUGAGGAGUGUGUCACGAGCAGCCCUUGCAGGAGCAGAGUUCGGUGUGAUGGGUUUGUGUGUGCAGUUACAGGGAGAUGCAUUGCACGGAGGCUGCUCUGCAAUGGGGAUGAUGACUGUGGGGACCAGUCAGAUGAGAAAAACUGCAAAAAAGUGUUCAGGAAAUGUGACCAGAAGAUGGAAGAGUACUGGGGAAUAGAGAAUCUGGCUAAAGGGUUGAACAUCUUCACAAACAGCUUGGAAGGGCUGGUCCUUGAUCACAGGUACUACGCUGGGGGAUGUUCUCCCCAUUACAUCACGGACACGAGGUUCAGGAAGCCGUACAACGUGGAAAGCUACACACCAGAGACCAAAGGCAAAUAUGAAUUUACAAUGACUGAAUAUGACUCCUACUCAAAUUAUGAAAGCAGCGUCCUGAAGGCAAAAGCUUCACAGACAAGCUUCAGCAUCGGUAUAAAAAUACCAAAAGUGUUUGAACUUGGUUACAGUUCAAAUGACAUGAGGUUCAAGAAGUUCAUGCGGAGGAUGAAAAGAUUUUCAUCAAGUUCCAGCAAGUUCAUCCACGCCCGCUCCGAGCUGGCUGUCGGUGUUUACAGGAUGAAGCCCCGAGCCCUGAUGCUGCAUCACCAGUUCCUGCAGCGCCUCCGGCAGCUCCCCACCGAGUACAGCUACGGGGAAUACCGGGAGCUCUUCAGGGAUUUUGGGACACACUUCAUCAAGGAGGCCACUGUGGGAGGCAUCUACGAAUACACUUUGGUCAUGAACAGCGACGAGCUCCGCGAGGCGGGUUUUACUCUGAGCAAUGUCCAGAAAUGUGCGCAGAAGGGCUUUAACAUCGGUGUGAAUUUUGGUAAAUUCUCUGUGGGGCUUGGAGUAGAUUCAGCUGGCUGUAAAGCCCUUUUGAAAGAGAUUGGAGACAGCACUGCCAGGAAGAAGUUUGUGGAGGAUUUUGUGGCGCUGGUCCGUGGUGGAGCGAGUGAAGACAUCGCCACGCUGGCCCACAAGGACCUGCCCACGGCCCAGCUCCUGCAGCAGUGGGGAGAUGCUGUGCAGUACAACCCUGAGAUCAUAAAGCUGAAGGCAGAGCCACUGUAUGAGCUGGUGACUCCCUCUGACGUGGCUGAUUCCAUGAAAAUUAAGGAGAACCUGCGCCGGGCUCUGGAUGAGUUCCAGCUGGAGACCAGCUCCUGUCACUGUGCUCCAUGCCAUGGGAAUGGCAUCCCCUUCCUGACAGGAACAGAGUGUGAGUGCUUGUGUCCCCUCGGCUCCAGCGGCACUGCCUGUGAGAUCAGCAGGAGCAAAGAUGCUGCUGUUAAUGGGAACUGGGGGUGCUGGGCCAGCUGGUCCCCGUGUUCAGGAGGUCAGAGGACAAGAAGGCGACAGUGCAACAACCCUGCCCCACGGGAUGGUGGCUCCUCCUGCUCGGGGCCAGACUCUGAGACAGCUCCUUGCUAG